UGUGGCGGAAGUGACGUGAGGCGAAGCGUCGGAAAGUUCACGGGUCACCGGUGUACGUCAGAGCAGGAAAGAUGGUGGAGUGCAGGGAGACCCGCGUGGUUCGGUGCGGCGGCAGUAAAAUAAGUUUCAGAGCUCCGGUGAUCACUCGAGACUCCAGGUUCUUGUUGUGUGCUUCUGGAGACUCGGUGAAGGUUUUCAGCACCACUACAGAGGAGUGUGUCCAUGUGCUGGAGGGACACACACACCAGAUCAGUGGUGUCGCCCUGAACCCCAACAACCACCUUCAGGUCUUCUCCUGCUCACUAGAUGGCACUCUGAGACUGUGGGACUUCACUGAUGGGAUCCUCAUUAAGACGUUUACUAUCAGACAGCCGAUCUUCUCCUUGUACGUCUCUGAGAAACACCUCGGGGUCGUCUUUAUUAUUGUUCCUCUGGACACUCAGCAGAAUAGCGAAUGUUUCCAGUUGGUAGCUGUGCAUCUCCCCAAGGUGGUGGAGCAGGAAGUGGAGGUGAAGGAUCUCUCAGCUGUGCUUACUGAUAUUUCUCCGAACCCUGGGGCUACAGCGUUCGGCCGUGAGGGUGAAUAUCUGGCCUCUGUAAAGGGUCUGCAGCUCCACGUGUUUUUCUUCAGGAACCAAAAGUCGUUCAGGUUCAACCUGAAGGCCAACGAUAAGAAAGGAGCCAGAAACGCGUUCACCUGUGUGGCCUGUCACCCGAAAGACGACUGUAUCGCUACGGGACACGAGGACGGCAAAAUACGUUUCUGGAGAAACUUCAAUCAGAAGAAAGAGUACACGUAUUCCACUGUGCACUGGCACCAUGACGCUGUGAACACUCUGUGUUUCACUCCAGAGGGUACACACCUGCUGAGUGGAGGCGUGGAGUCUGUGCUCGUCCAGUGGCAUUUUGCCGAGGUCAAUAAGAAGGAAUUCCUCCCGCGUCUGGGCGGAGCCAUUUCUCAUAUCUCAGUCUCUGCAGAUGGACAGACGUACAGCACGAGUCACUCAAACAACAAGAUCACCAUCAUCCACUGCAGCUUCAAAGUGUCUGCGGUUAUUCAAGGUCUCAUCCAUGGAGAAACCGUUCGCACGGGUCUGAUGAUUGACCCACGCAGCAGCGCUCUGGUGCUGAGCGGAAAGCCGGGCCAUCUUCAGUUUUACUCUCUACAGCGUGACAAGCAGCUUUACAGCCUUGACAUAGUGCAGCAGGAGUACAUCUAUGAGGCAGGCUUGGACCAGUUUGACGUGGUGAAGGCAGCGUUUGACACCACAGGCUCGUGGUUGGCUACGGUGGAGGAGAGAGGCGCCAGAUGCUCCAGUCUUGAGUUUUCUCUCAAACUUUGGGGAUAUGACGAAAGUGCACAAAGCUUUGAACUCAACACCACAAUAACGACUGCCCACAACGACAGGAUUACAGCCAUGUGCUUUAACCCUGCCUCAGAGACCACCAUGCUGGUGACCACCGCCAAGGACGGCAAGUUCAAAGUCUGGCUGCUCGGCUCAGUCUCGGACACACAGAAGGAGCAGGCCUCCUGGUCAUGUGACUUUGUGGGCAGCUAUCACUGCUUUCACCCGACCAACUGCUGUUUCUCAGCUGACGGCUCCCUGCUGGCUGUGAGCUUCGGGGAGGUGGUGACUGUGUGGAGCGUGGACACCUGGGGGCUUUUGACCACACUGUGCCAACCUCCAGGGUUAAUCAGGGAUCUCUGCUUUGGACGUCUGAGCUGCUCCAAAUACCUGCUCGGCACCACCACGAAAAAUCUGCUGUGCUGUUGGAACCUUCUCACCUGCACAUUGGAAUGGAGCACGUCGAUGGACGUGUGUAUGCUGCGGUCAGAUCCUCUUUCUGAAAACGUGGCUGCUUUUUGCUACCACUCUGAAAACACUGACUUGUUUGUUUUCAAACCCAGUGAGCCGAGGCCCCUGUUUACCCAGAAGGCCGUGUGCUCGGGAAAAGUUCAGCACUCUGUGUUUGCACCGAGAGAUGAGACGCUGGAUAGCUGUGACGAGAGAACGCAGUGGCUCAACAGAUCUCGCCUUUACUUCCUCACGGAGAACAUGGACUUACUGACCUUCAGCACCAGAGCAGAGGAUGAGCGAAUUCUGAACUUGAGGAAACAGCUGCUGGUCGAUGACAGUGUGGCCGUUACGCCGUUUUACCUGCUGCUGGGGAAACACAACCCGGCUCAGGAGAAGGACGAUUCGGCUUCCGGUCAGACUGCUGAUGAUCCGUCUCAGCUUCCUCAAGGAUCCACGACUGUCAACGAGUUGCUCCACACUCCAGCUCACGUGCUUCCUGCAGCCUCGGUCCUGUGCUCGAUGUUCGUCAGAUCUCUCCUCAUCUCCACCGGGAGCAGAAAAGACGAGGAGCCCCUCGAACAGGAAGUAGAGAGCGAGAAGGAGGAAGAUGAUUCGGAGGAAGAAAUGGAAACCAGCGAGCGUCAGCAGGACGUUCGGUCUCUGGGCUCCGUCCUGGAGCCGUCUCUGCAGCUCUCUAAAGAGGAGGAAAGGGAACUGAGGAGAGUGAGAAAGACUGACUUUAGCUGGGUUUCGAGUUGUGUCAAUUGUUAGCAACCGAAACACACACACACACGCACACACACACACACACGGUUCUUAUGGAAAUGAUUGCCAGUGUUACAUGAAACUGUAUUUUGGAUAUAUAAAACGUUUGUGCUUUUGA
This is a messenger RNA of Silurus meridionalis, 2682 nucleotides long. It is a transcript of the gene wdr75, whose product is annotated as WD repeat domain 75. The transcript is spliced from 21 exons. The record is from RefSeq and is a predicted model, not a curated record. Lineage: Eukaryota; Metazoa; Chordata; Actinopteri; Siluriformes; Siluridae. Bases 72 to 2570 code for a protein of 832 amino acids. Gene Ontology annotation, biological process: positive regulation of rRNA processing; positive regulation of transcription by RNA polymerase I. Gene Ontology annotation, cellular component: nucleolus. Gene Ontology annotation, molecular function: protein binding; RNA binding.